GUGGGAGAGGGUACGGCCUCAGUAUGAGCUCAGUACCAUCAUUUGACGAUCGUUCCUCUGACCUUCGUAAGGAAGCUGGAAAUACUUCGAAGAAUUUUCAGAAAACAGAAGAUACUGUAAACGAUGAAGACGCUUUAAAAGCACUUCAGCUUUUGACGCAACCACCUUCUUGGGAGAAAUAUAUAAAAAAUUUGCUUCCUAUACUUUUGCUAUUAAACUUUGCACUUCUAGUUGCUGGUGUAGGAUCUUAUCCGUGGGUUACGUGGGUCGGGCCCAUCCCUCCUAGCGGAACUGUCCCGGUGAGCAACGGCUUAUGGUCUUACUGCUCAAGAGAUCAAAGUAACAAUGGAAAGCAAACUUGCUCCCGCAUUACUCUGGAUUGCCUCUCUUACAGCUGCCGCACGGAAUGCCUCGGGACAUGUGAGACUAUAUGUAAACUCAGGCUCAUCCCUUAUAUAAGUAAUUGCACGUACUACAAUACUUUCAAGUAUUUCUGCUUGUCGAUCUCUAUGUUUUCCGGAAUUUCUGGUUUAGUGUAUGCGUUCGCCUGCUAUCGCGAGUAUAAUGGCAAAGUCGGAAUGCUGUGUGCCUUCAUUGAGAUGCUGGCGGCUCUUUUAGGAAUAUUUCCGGUUACAGUCUUUUUACGAAGCGUAAUGGAUCAGGAUAAUCACCAAUUUUUUAAGACUGGCGUCGGCUUUUAUCUUUUUAUAUUCGGAUGGAUACUAUCUAUAGGCUGCUCGGUAGCCACCGUCCUUCUCUUUGCGCCAAAGUUUGUGGUCCGCAAAAAAAAAAUUGCAAAGAUUCUCUAAAGGAGAAAAUGGAUGGAGCCCAAAUAAAUUCGCUACUCACUUUUUUUUAA
Molecule: messenger RNA, 859 nt
Organism: Zophobas morio
Lineage: Eukaryota; Metazoa; Arthropoda; Insecta; Coleoptera; Tenebrionidae
Exons: 11
Coding region: 24-809 (261 amino acids)
Source: RefSeq, a predicted model, not a curated record